AUGGAAUUGACAACAGAUGGAAAUCAUCUCGCCGAUAAUCAGGCAAUCCAAGAGCAAUAUGCCACCGGGUACUCUUAUAACGCAGCUGCCACGGUUUACAUGGCAAAAAGGUAUCAUGCCAUGGAAUACGAAUUUAAUACCGGGCUCCCAAUCAACCCAGGUCUUCUUCCCAACUUUACUACCGAAUGUCCGUCAUCGAAUUGCAGCAGCAUUGACACCCCACCUUACCCACCAACUACCUGGUCACCAUCAGAGCCUUCUGUGGCGUCCCUCUCGUCUCCAUAUGAGGUGCACUUGGAAAAGAUGGGCUUUGCUGCCAGAACUGAAUAUCCUUUAGACGACACCGAUGAAGUAUUGCAAGGGCUCGGGCUAUAUGACUGUCCGGAGCUUGCAACUGAUUGUGGGUCUCUGGACGAGCUCUGUUCAAGCUACCUUGGUUUGGGGAAGGGUUUAAAGCUUGAGGAGAGUUUCGAGUUCAAAGAAUAUUCGGAUGAUGAAGAGGACGAAGAGGACGAAGAGGAGUACGAUGAAAACUAA
Orbilia oligospora ATCC 24927 is the source of this 537-nucleotide messenger RNA. RefSeq lists its product as uncharacterized. The transcript has a single exon. The coding region runs from base 1 to 537 and encodes 178 amino acids. The record is from RefSeq and is a predicted model, not a curated record. Lineage: Eukaryota; Fungi; Ascomycota; Orbiliomycetes; Orbiliales; Orbiliaceae.